AUGGCGCUGCUCGCAUCGGGCAACGUUAGCGCGGCGUACAUUCCGGAUCGGGAUGAGAGGGGCGGGUUUAACUUCGACAAUGUCGCGAGGAACGAGAUGAUGUCCCAGAACGGCCUCAAGUUCAAGGCUGCGAUGAAGACGGGCACGACAAUCACAGGCGUGUGCUUCAAGGGUGGCGUGGUCUUGGGCGCGGACACUCGAUCGACCAACGGGGAGACCGUGGCGGACAAGAACUGCGAGAAGAUCCACUAUAUCGCGCCCAACAUAUACUGCUGCGGCGCCGGAACCGCCGCGGACACCGAAGCCGUCACCGGCAUGAUCGCAUCCGCGCUGGAGCUCCACCGGCUGGCCACCAAGCGCAAAUCCCGCGUCGUCACCGCGCUCACCAUGCUCAAGUCGCACCUGUUCAAGUACCAGGGUCACGUGGGCGCCGCGCUGGUGCUCGGCGGCGUGGAUAUCAACGGCCCGCACCUCUUCAGCGUUCACCCGCACGGCAGCAGCGAUUCCCUGCCCUUCGCCACCAUGGGUUCCGGUUCCCUCGCGGCGAUGGCGGUCUUCGAGGCGGACUUUAAGGAGGACAUGACCGAGGAGGAGGCGAAGGAGAUCGUGGCUCGUUCGAUCCGAGCGGGCAUCUUCAACGACCUCGGAUCCGGCAGCAACGUCGACCUGUGCGUCAUCACCGCGGAUAAGGUGGACUACCUCCGAAACUACGAGUGCCCCAACGAGCGCACGUACGUCAGGAGCAAGGGGUACGAUUUCCCGCCCGGGACGACGGUGCUGAACAGGCGGAACUUCAUGACGGCGACGGCGGCGACGCUGCCGGUGAAUCAGAUCGUGGACAUCAUCGACGGGGCGCCCGAGGACGUGGCAUCGGGGGACGCGAUGCAGACCGAUUGA
Messenger RNA from Micromonas commoda, 897 nucleotides. RefSeq lists its product with no specific name. Gene Ontology annotation, molecular function: threonine-type endopeptidase activity. Bases 1 to 897 code for a protein of 298 amino acids. Gene Ontology annotation, cellular component: proteasome core complex. Lineage: Eukaryota; Viridiplantae; Chlorophyta; Mamiellophyceae; Mamiellales; Mamiellaceae. The record is from RefSeq and is a predicted model, not a curated record. The transcript has 2 exons.